UGAAAAAAAGUCGCUAAAAGUCGCGAAAAGUCGCUAUUUUUGAGAAUUAAAUUUUGGUAGACACCCUGAAAAUUAUUGUUAAACAAAAUUCCACAAAUCUGACAAAACCGUAAAUAAUUCCUGCUGUUUGGUCAAACUAAAAAAUUCGAAUUUUCAGCAGCCAAAAAUUUCCAAAAAAUUGUACGUUUCUGCCAAAAUGACCCAAAACUGUCAUUUUUCUGCAACAAUUUCAAAACCCUCCUGCUGUUUCUUCCAAAAUUUCCAAAAAAAUCUUUUUUUCCAAAACUACAUAAUUUAUUAAAAAAUUGUUUUAUUUUGCCAAAAUUGACAAGAACCAUGAACAAUUCUUGCUUCUUUGUCGAAAUUUUCCUGAAAUAAGCUUUCUAUUUUUCUGUGAAAUACUUUUUUGAAUAGAGUUAUCAAGUUGUUGUAGCUACGAUGAAAAAAAAGGACAAUGAACAUGAUGAAAUUUUCAAAUUGUUAUGGAUUUGAUUAUUAUCUUUGUUUUAUGAUAAAAUCUAAUAUUCCUUUCUAGUUGAAGAGAUCGAUUGCUUCCUGGAGAUUUAUUAGUCUUGCUAACGAUAAAAAAUUCACGAUGUGAAAAUCCAAACGAUAAUUAUUUUUCGAACGAUAUUUUCCGAGGGUGAAAUUGAAUUAUGUGUUUUUUUGCGUGACGAAUGACUACCAAAUGUGUGAUGUUAAACACAUUGCUGUGAUUAUUUAACGCAAAAGUAAUAAAUUUUCGAUCACUAACGACUCCACCUAAUGUGCUAUAAUACCAUUCGUCGAUUAAUUACCCCCUUUGAACGAUCGGAGGACCAUAGUCACACAUACGCACCUCUGCAUAUAAUACGUAAUAUUCAACUACACCUACGUACGAGUACAACCAAUAUUGGAAGUCGAUGAAAUAAUAACCGAUAUAAGUAUUUGAACAGGUGCUCGAAUACAAAAUGGUUUCGACGUUGAUUCGAAAUCUACUAUCUAUAACUCAACGUUAACGUACCUAUUGUAAUUUGUCACAUAGAUAAAUAUGAAUACUAAAGUAUCAUUGAUUAUCGUUGUUGGUGUUCUGGCGCAUACAUUACUUUGGACGCCUUGCAACUCGUUCCCGUUAUGGAGUUGGUUCGACAGCAGCGAAAAAACUAGCUCAGAAGCUGAAGCUGAAACUGGCACCACAACAACAACCGUAAACGAAAGCCAAAUCAAAACUAAAUCUGAAACUCCUCCUCCUGUGGCAGCAACUCCAACACCUGUGCAGCAAGAUGUCUCAUCUUUAUCGGCAGUUGUCUCGGAUACCUCUAAAGAUACCUCUGCGUCUGGUCAAAAGACAUCAUCUGGUGAACGAUUUGACGUAAGACCUUUCGUGCAGAAUGCUGGAAUAGCUCGAGCACCCCUUGGGUUCUUGGCCGGAUUGGCGAAAAUUGGCGCAGAUGGGUUGAAAUCAGUCGUACAAACUGGUACUGAUCUCGGAUCUACCAGCAUGGAUCAGGUAUCCAUGCUGCAGGAUAGAGUGAUCGAUAGUACGCAGAAUGCCAUCACGAGAGGUACUCAGAAAUCAUUGGAUAAUAUCGUACCGAUGAUGAGCAGAUUGGAUACGUAUAGAAGAUCGUUUUCUGGAGGCACUAAAGCGAAUGCUGAUAAAGCUCAUAGUAUCACGAUUACUACUUCUUCGGAUGCUCCCAUCAACAGCAUGUAUAGCUUCGCUAAGGAUUUCAUGCCUGCCGGAGCCUCGGGAAGUUCGGCUUUGCCUCCUAUAACUAGCAUUGAUUUUUCCAAGUUUUUACGCUAAUAGUACUCGUAAUAAUAAAGAUAUUGAUCGAUUAUGGUAGGUUUUGGAUAUAUUGUUUGUGAUUGCGAUGUGACGUCAUGUGUUUUGUUUUGUUUAUGGUACAUUGUACGAGUACCUAUGCGAAUUUGGCGACAUGGCAGCUGCGGAGGGCAUAGUGCGUGUGAUGGUCAUGGAUCAAUAAGUCUGCUGGAAACGAGGUCAAUGUGAGAUGACGAUAUGUAUAAUAGGGCUAUAACUACCUACCUUUGUAUAAAUUGGUGUAUUAUGUUAUAUACGAGAGGGAGAACUGAGAAGAAAUCGAUAGUAUCGAAAGUCGUCUUUUGAAAAGUGUUUUUUUUUUCUUGAUAAUAUUUUGUAUUACGAAAGAAAUGAACCGCUGUGCCGGAGACGAAAGGUAGUCUCGUCUCGGUAGUGCUGGAUGCUGGAGAAGAGGUGUAUUGACGACGAAACCAUGUUAUUGGUGCGUAUCGCCAUCGUAUAACUUGGGUGCUGAGGUUUAACUAAUCUGUGCACGUGUGAUGUAUUGACGUUAUUGACGGUUUAGUUGACGGUUGACGAUUGAUUUGUGCUCCAGAACUGACGUAAAGGUACGUGGAGAUGCUGGCUUGGCUGGUCCUUUUGCUGGUUUGUGUUCUGAAAAUCCACACCUUACCAGCCUCCUACGAAGGAACAAACGAUAGCGGCGGCGGUGGCAAAUACAAAAACAAAGGUAGCGGUAACGGGAAAUUCGUCGAUUGGAUACCAGACAUGUACGAAGACUCGUGUCCUCCGUGUCCGGAUGCAUUUACUAGCCUUUUAGAUCAAACCAAAGAUCUAGGAGCAUCUGCCCUGGAUCAUAUCACUUUCGCUGCCAGUUCAGUCGGAUCGUCUGUUGGUGGUUUAGCUACGGAUAUGUUGAAAAGUGGCGUUAAACAAGCAGCUGAUUUAUUGGUGACCGGUCAUGAUCUCGUGGCGAGUAAUUUAAAAGGUGCCAAGAAACUGGGUGCGGAGGGUUUGGCGAUGGCGGAUAAGGCGUUUAAUUAUUUCACCGAGAAUUUGCCUUCGAUACCGAAAUUUUCGUCGAUCGAGUUAAGGAGUCAGGAGAGUUUCAGGCAGCAGAAUGACCAGAGAUGAAUUUAAUACUCGUAGUUCGUGUGGGUGUAUCAGUGCAUUAAAUUUUUAAAAAAAAAUCGCGAAGUGUACGUAGAGGUCUUAGGAGGAAUAUAUGCGCGUACAUUAUCAGUUCAUAUUUUGUUUUUGUAAUCUGUGUAGGUUUAAUAAAUGUGUUGUGUGUGUAAAAAUAAAAUUGUUUCCAACUCCAUAACGAUAACGAAGUUUUUAUUGCCGAUUUGUUUUUGCUAUUAAUUAAACCUUAUCUGUGAUUUUUAUUCCCCGAACUGAUAGCAACUCGUUAUAAUAUGCAGUUGAAUUUAUAAAGGUUCCUGAAUGUCAGUAAUUUACUCGUAGAUUGACUUGUUACAUUCGAAGUGAAACUUUGAAGUUUAUUUUCGUGUGAAAACAAAUUCAAAUAUGUAUCCUUUGUAUAAACGUGAGGAAUUGAAUCAAAUGUACUAUGUGGCCCUUAUGGCGUUUUGCGCUGGAUUGUACCUCAUUUUUGUGGAAGAGCUGAAAAAGAAUUUUAAACCUUCUCCGCAUGUGAAUCCAUCAACGAUCGCUUCGUAUGUACAAAAUCUUCAAAAAAUUGGAAUUCGAAUGUUAUCGCUGCCGCAGAAGCCAAUUUUGCUUUUCUUCGUGGGUUUGUCAAUGGUGUCCUUAUUAAAUUUCAUGGUUCUAAUUCAGAAGUACCAGAAUAUGGUCUACAAAAAUUCAAGAAAUGGAACAUCCGUUGCUCUUGAGCUUUUUAUGACAUCGUGAUGAAGUCUGAUUUCCCGGCGCAGAUUAACCACUGAGUAUCUAGUGCUUUUGUAAAUUUGUAUCUACCCCUAAAAAAAAGAACCAGUUUGAUUAUUGAAUUUGAACAUAUUUUUUUUGAAACCUACUUAAAUAAGUGUAAAUAAUUAUUUACCUAUUUAUGUAGAUUGUACAUAGGUACCUACUUUGUAUGUUUAUCUAAUCAUAUUUAUGAUGUAUUUCAUCAUUUUAAAAAAUAAUCGCAUAAUAAACCCGAAUUAUAAUAUUA
Planococcus citri (citrus mealybug) is the source of this 3908-nucleotide messenger RNA. RefSeq lists its product as uncharacterized. The coding region runs from base 1031 to 1789 and encodes 252 amino acids. NCBI's taxonomy places the organism in Eukaryota, Metazoa, Arthropoda, Insecta, Hemiptera, Pseudococcidae. The record is from RefSeq and is a predicted model, not a curated record. The transcript is spliced from 4 exons.